This is a messenger RNA of Ruditapes philippinarum (Manila clam), 1005 nucleotides long. RefSeq lists its product as uncharacterized. The transcript has 3 exons. NCBI's taxonomy places the organism in Eukaryota, Metazoa, Mollusca, Bivalvia, Venerida, Veneridae. Bases 349 to 1005 code for a protein of 218 amino acids. The record is from RefSeq and is a predicted model, not a curated record.
UAUAGAUAGAUAAAAUAUUUUAUGUCAUUGUUGAACAAUCAGUAAAUCAAACCGACUCUUAAUGUAGGUUAAACUAGUAAAUCAAACUGACUCUCAAUGUAUAUUUGGCAUUGGCCAAUCUGAGAGCACCCUUAACGUCACGUGCUCUCUAACAACCAAUCAAUCAACGGCAUCGGCCUUUCUGGAAAAAAUUUUAGAAGGGAAAAGCACGCUACAUCUGCUCUGCUAUAAUUUUAAAUUUACAAGUUUUCACACAUUGUUACGUCUGGAAGUUAACGAUGAAACGCAAUAAACGUUCGGCCACAGUGAGCCAUUGUAAUAUGCCAUGCUGUUCUAAUAGUAAUAAAGAUGAUGUACAGAGUCCGACGACGGCUCAUUUGGAAAACAAUGGGCAAACUCGCAGGAAAAAGACCAAAAAUGAUCAAAAGUCACUCAGGGGUAAAAAAAUCCAGUCAAAGCUCAACACAGCAAGCUGCCCAACUAGCAGGGGGAGGUGAUAUAACUCAUAAAAACAAACAGGCUGUAAGCAGAUCACACCAGAAGAGGAAAAGGGGUACAGUCCCUCAUCAGUCGCCAUCUUCUAAUUUCAAUCAGGAGGAAAAUGACAUUCAAGUCCUGCAGGUAUCGGAGGAUGAAGAAACCUCAACCUCAGAAAAGUCAACAUCCUCAGACGAGGAAGAGAGUGAUAAUGACGAAGGCUUUAUAAAUUUCAGGGACAUAAUAUCGUCCCAUUCAAAUUACAUUACAGGUCAAACAGUUCCGCCUUUUGGCACCACAAAUGGACGACCAACCUACCAAAAUACCAGAACAGUUGCUGCUUCUUCACUGAACUCUUCGGUCUUACACAUACUAUUAAAAUCCCUGGCACCGUCCACAAGAAACAGUUACCGAAAUGCUUUCAAACAGUAUAGCCGUUUUCAUAAUACUUACUACACUAAGUUCAAAGGCUCCCUUCUUCCUAUUCCAACUUAUAAAAUGGCACAGUUCAUUGCAGUAUGCCACUGA